AUGGGUUCUUUGUCAAACCCGAACCGGAUUGUCACCGUUCGACGAUCAAAGCGAAGAGGCCUGCUUGCCUCUUUCACUCUGAUCCCAGAGGUCGAGAACCCGUAUCAUUAUUCCAACGUGGUGAAAUGGUUCAUUACGUUUAUUGUAGCGUUUGCUGCAGCGACAACUUCCCUUGGCAGUGCCAUCAUCUUUCCCUCCGGGCUUCAUUCCACCACAACACUAGUCAACUUGUCCGUCGCCCUCUACAUGCUCAGUUUGUCUUUUUGUCCACUCUGGUGGUCAGCAUAUAGCGAGACGGCUGGUAGACGCACCGUUUACAUUGCUUCGUUUUCGCUCUUUGUUCUCUUUGCCAUCAUCUCGGCUGUGGCAAAAUCAAUGGGUACUUUUAUUGCCAUGCGCAUGAUUUGUGGUGGCGCUGGAGCAUCCGUUCAAGCAGUUGGGGCAGGGACGCUAGCGGAUAUCUGGGAGCCGUCAGAAAGAGGGAAAGCCAUGGGAAGAUUUUACAUUGGGCCUCUGUGUGGUCCUCUACUUGCUCCCGUCAUUGGAGGAUUUCUAACUGCUCGAUGGGGAUGGAGAAGUACUCAAUGGUUCUUGGUAAUAUACGGAGGUGUAUCAUUCGCUCUCCUGCUUGUAGCUUUGCCAGAAACAACCAGAAACUUGAAUACCUCUCAAGCACCCGGACAGCAACAAAAUGAGCUCUCGGUGAGCCAUGAUUCACAUGCAAUCUUGGCCGUUACUCUCAAGACUCAAAGAACUCUGCGCCACCUGCGGCACCUAUUUCUGGACCCUUUAAAGAUGAUAUUUCUCCUCCGUCAUCUUCCCAUACUCUUCACAUCUUACUAUGCGGCUCUUGCCUUUGGAUCGCUUUAUAUCCUCAAUAUUUCUAUACAGAAAGUCUUUGCGGAGCCGCCUUACGGUUUCUCUGUGUCCAUACUAGGUCUAUGUUACAUACCUUCCGGGCUAGGUUUCUUGUUAUCUGCCCUAUUCGGCGGGAAAUGGGCCGACUACAUCAUGAAGAGAGAAGCGAAACGGAGGGAAGUGUACGACGAGAGAGGCAACCUCUCACUGAAGCCCGAAGACAGGAUGAUGGAAAACGCAUGGGCCGCAGCAGUGGCGUUUCCUGCAGCAAUGAUUUGGUAUGGGUGGACAGUUGAUAAAGGUGUCUUUUGGGUCGCGCCGUCAUUCAAGAUGUUUGCCAAUUUUGUCUUUGGUCUCUCCACGAUGCUCAUAUUCAGCUUGGCCGUGACGAUGCUGACAGAGUUUAUUCCGCGUAAACCCAGCUCAGGAGUCGCUGUAGCGAACUUUUUGCGCAAUAUAUUCUCCUGCGCAGGCAUCCUGUUGGGGGAUCCUUUAUUACGCAUAGAGGGCUAUGGGUGGAUGUUCACGGGUCUGACAAUUCUCGCGUCGUCUGGAAUUGGGGUUGUGUGGUGGAUGAGGAACAAAGGCACCAUUUGGAGGGAGCAAAACAUGGCCAAGCUAGGAUGA
Beauveria bassiana ARSEF 2860 is the source of this 1485-nucleotide messenger RNA. Its product is annotated as MFS multidrug resistance transporter. The transcript is spliced from 4 exons. The record is from RefSeq and is a predicted model, not a curated record. The coding region runs from base 1 to 1485 and encodes 494 amino acids. Gene Ontology annotation, molecular function: polyamine transmembrane transporter activity. Gene Ontology annotation, biological process: transmembrane transport; intracellular polyamine homeostasis. NCBI's taxonomy places the organism in Eukaryota, Fungi, Ascomycota, Sordariomycetes, Hypocreales, Cordycipitaceae.